Molecule: messenger RNA, 2091 nt
Organism: Mugil cephalus (flathead mullet)
Lineage: Eukaryota; Metazoa; Chordata; Actinopteri; Mugiliformes; Mugilidae
Gene: jun
Product: Jun proto-oncogene, AP-1 transcription factor subunit
Exons: 1
Coding region: 368-1351 (327 amino acids)
Biological process (GO): regulation of cell population proliferation; regulation of cell cycle; regulation of transcription by RNA polymerase II
Cellular component (GO): transcription regulator complex
Molecular function (GO): DNA-binding transcription factor activity, RNA polymerase II-specific; transcription factor binding; RNA polymerase II cis-regulatory region sequence-specific DNA binding
Source: RefSeq, a predicted model, not a curated record
CACGCUGCUCAGCUCAGAGUAUAUACACACGGAGACAGGGUGAGCACCACAGACACUGCUUGCCCUCCGACUAGGAAAAGUUAGAGCCACACGGCGCUGUUCAUUCACGGACUCAAUACAAGUCCGGAUACUUUGGCAAAAGCUUUGUGAACUGUUAGAGCUCACCGCCGAACAAUCGACCAUCGCUGGGUGAACGAAGUAAGUCCUGAUUCCUGUGUCAAGAGAGCACGCACUCAAAGUUUGGAAGUUUUUACGCGCAGAGAGGACGUUUGGAAACCAGUGUUUUCCUCAGUAACCAGGAAGAAGAGAAGGGGGGACGAAGAGUUGUUUUUGUAGAAGACUUUGUAGCUACGCUUGUCUUUGGUUCAUGUAUACCAAGAUGGAAACUACUUUCUAUGACGACUCACUCAACGCUUUCUCCCAGCACGACAACGCCGGCUACGGAUACAGCAACCACAAAGCGCUGAAACACAACAUGACACUGAACCUCACCGACCCGACGGGCUCUCUGAAACCUCACCUCCGCGCCAAAGCCAGCGACAUCCUCACCUCACCCGAUGUGGGUCUGCUGAAGCUGGCCUCCCCGGAGCUGGAGCGGCUCAUCAUCCAGUCCAGCAACGGACUCAUCACCACCACGCCGACCCCGACCCAGUUCCUGUGCCCCAAGAACGUCACCGACGAGCAGGAGGGCUUCGCGGAGGGGUUCGUGCGAGCACUGGCCGAGCUGCACCACCAGCACAUGCCGGCCCCGGCUAGUGUCAGUGUCACCUCCGCGCCUCAGACCAGCGUCAACACCGCCCUGCCGCCGGUGUCAUCUGUUGCCGGUGCCACCGUUUACAACAACAACGCCGCCAUGCGCUCCGACUCGCCGGUUUAUGAGGACUUGAACACUUUCAACCCGGCUAUCAGCACCGUCUCUGCACCCAACUACACCACCUCGGCUCCAGCCAUGUCCUUCUCCGCUGCCCCGCCUCAGCUCCCCAUCUACGGCCAGCCCUCCUCCGCCCAGCUCCCCCGGAUCGCGGCGCUCAAAGAAGAGCCCCAGACCGUGCCUGAGAUGCCGGGGGAGACGCCUCCUCUCUCCCCAAUUGACAUGGAGAGCCAGGAGCGCAUCAAGGCAGAGAGAAAGCGGAUGAGGAACCGCAUUGCUGCCUCCAAAUGCCGGAAGAGGAAGCUGGAGCGGAUCUCAAGGCUGGAGGACAAGGUGAAGAACCUCAAGUCCCAAAACUCCGAGCUGGCGUCCACGGCCAACAUGCUGCGAGAGCAGGUGGCCCAGCUGAAGCAGAAGGUGAUGAACCACGUUAACAGCGGGUGCCAGCUCAUGUUAACGCAGCAGCUCCAGACCUUCUGAGGUGCGUGUCAGCGGCGGCGGAGAGAGCGAACAGACUGUGGUUGAAAGAACCGGACGCUUCCUGUGAUCGUGAAUGGCUGUCUCCUGAAUUCGUGGCGGGAUUCGGGAUGAUUUGGCGCGACACUGGCAGGACCGGGGGACGCACUCAAGUUCCUGAGUGCCACGCUCCCCGGUGGCGCGUCCAAGAGAUGGGCUCGGGACAGUGACAGUAGCCGUGAACCGGAGGGGACAUGGCAACAAGCAGGAUACCUUUCUGUUUCUGUUUCGUGCUGUAUUUUUUCUUACAGACCUGGAGAGGACUGAAGUUUUCUUGAUUUACACCCAGCUCUGCAUGGACCUUAUCACGACCAUCAAAGACGUUCAGUAUUAGAGGUUUUAAGAAACUGCAAUAGAGACUUUUCUUGCUGUAGCCAUAAAGGCCUCAUAUCUGGGCGUGUUGGUCAACUCUAAACGGCUGAAAAGUUGUAACAAAUGCUGCCUGACUUCUGAGUUACAUUACAAAGAACUUUUUUUUUUCUUUAUUAUAAGAAGUUAAGUUAGAAAAGCUUCAAGAUCUACUUGUUUUUUUCUAAAGUUGUUUAAUGGGGUUUAACUCAUUGUUAUGUGUAUAUAAGAUCAACUUGGAGUACUUAUAUUUACCAUUUGUAAUACGAAUACUGUAUAAUUUUUUAUUAUGUUGUUGUUUUCUGAGUACUUCAGAAACUAAUCAAUAUUUAAGAAAAUAAACCCGAUAAAAUGAA